Clarias gariepinus (North African catfish) is the source of this 3935-nucleotide messenger RNA. Its product is annotated as endoplasmic reticulum metallopeptidase 1-like. The record is from RefSeq and is a predicted model, not a curated record. Bases 134 to 2752 code for a protein of 872 amino acids. Gene Ontology annotation, molecular function: metalloexopeptidase activity. NCBI's taxonomy places the organism in Eukaryota, Metazoa, Chordata, Actinopteri, Siluriformes, Clariidae. Gene Ontology annotation, biological process: proteolysis. The transcript has 15 exons.
AAGAAGGAAUGAAAUUCUGCGCUUUGAGCUUAUGUGGGAGCGUUCCUCACACUUUUAGUUUAAGGUUAUUAAAACUUUUAGAUGCUUUGUGAGGAAUAUAUAUAUAUAUAUAUAGUUUAUUAGGAACGCUAACAUGAACCCGGACACCGAACUCCAAAUGCUAAACACUUCCUUGAAUAACGUGUCUGAUGAAAACGGCGAAACUCCGGAGCGCCGUGAAAGCAGCGACUCUGAGGAGACGAAGAAAAAUCACCCAUGCGCGUGCAUUUUGCGCGAAGGAGUCGCCUGCGCGCUCGUGCUUGUGUUCAUGUGCGCGCUGGUAGUUCCAGUGUACGUGUGUAUGAAGCAGCUCGUUAUAGGGAAGCCCACCGAGUUCAACGCCACCAGGGCAAGGGAGUACCUGGAGAGCAUCACCAGUGUGGGGCCUCGACCUGUAGGCAGUGCUGAGAAUGAAAUCAUGACGGUGAACUUCCUGUUGAAGCAGUUGGAGUGGGUGCGAAAUGAGAGCAUAGAUGGACCUAACACCAUCACAGUGGAGAGGCGUAAACACAGGGGCUCACGGGGCUUUAAGUACUAUGAUCAAAUCACUAACAUUGUAGUCCGACUCGAACCCAGAGGUGGAGCUGAACACUUCGUACUGGCUAACUGCCAUUUUGACAGUGUGCCCGACAGUCCAGGAGCAAAUGAUGAUGCUGUAAGCUGUGCCGUGAUGCUGGAGGUGUUGCAUUCAAUAUCGAAUCUUUCUAUUCCUUUAAAUCAUGGCAUCAUCUUUCUCUUUAACGGAGUUGAAGAGAUUGGCUUAAUGGCAAGUCAUGCCUUUGUCACUCAACAUGAGGUGGUGAAGCAGAUUAGAGCAUUUGUGAAUCUGGAGGCUUGUGGUGUUGGGGGAAAGGAACUGGUGUUUCAGACAGGUCCAGAAAAUCCGUGGCUGGUUCAAGCGUAUGCUGAUGCUGUUAAACACCCUUUUGCCUCAGUUUUGGGGCAGGAAAUUUUCCAGAGCGGCGUUAUUCCCUCAGAUACUGACUUCCGCAUCUUCACGGAAAUUGGCAACAUUCCUGGUAUUGAUCUGGCUUUUAUUGAGAGUGGUUAUCUUUACCACACCAAGUACGACACUCCAGACCGCAUUCCUACAGAUUCCAUUCAGAGAGCAGGUGACAAUAUCCUUGCUCUUCUGAAGCAUCUGGUCACCAUGAAAACACUGGCUGACCCAUCAGAAAAUCGCAAUGGUAGCAUGGUGUUUUUUGAUGUCUUGGGUCUAACAAUGGUGGUUUAUCCAGCACGAGUUGGUUCCAUCAUAAACUACGUGGUUGCCGUAGCAGCUCUUAUCUAUCUUGCUAAGAAAUGUCUAUGGCCUAAAGAAGUGUGGGGCUGGUAUCUGCUGGAACUGUUUUGCGGCUCGUUUGUGUUCGUGCUCAGCUGGGUCAUGGCAGUGCUCGCAGUCCUGGGUGUGUCGUGGGUGGUCACAAGGAUGGGACGCUCCAUGUUCUGGUUCACUCACUUUUACGCCUCCAUCGGCUUGUAUGGAUCUGUUGCAGCUGGAAAGAUACUUCUGAUCCACACACUCGCCAGAAUGCUCUACUACAGAGUGAGACAUAUAGGACAUGCCCAAAAUAAGCAGAGUUUGAAGUUGAGCGACCUGUUCUUCGACGUCAGUCUGCUAUUGUGGUGUUGUGCCCUUAUUUUUCUCACCCAGCGAGGUCUGUGCUCGGCGUAUAUUCCCAUGCUUAUGGUGUUUUUCCCUUUGGUCACCAAGCUCCUGCUCUGCAGACACUUUGCACAGAAAGGUGUGUCAAAGAUCUACAUGCUUUUCUACCUGUUGGGGUUGUCUCUCCCCUGCAUUCACCUGCUGUACCUCAUUUGGAUUGUGUUUGAGGUUUUCACACCCAUUAUGGGACGCUUAGGCAGUGAUAUCCCCCCUGACAUCGUGAUUGCAGCACUGAUUGCUAUAACAACUGCCUUACUAUCCUCUUAUUUGAUUCAUCUCCUGUACCUGGCAAGCACCACUAAGCAUGCAUUAGCUGCUUUAUAUGCAAUUUUUGUUCUGAUGUUUGUGCUAGUUUCCUGCGGAGUUUUUUUUCCGUAUUCAAGUAAUCCAGCCAGUCCACGACCUAAAAGAGUCGAAGUGCAGCACCUCACAAUCACUUGUCAUGCUUUGAAUGGCUCUUUGGAGAAAACAGAUUCUGGUUAUCAGAUUGACGGCCCUGAUUAUACGGGAAUGAGCCACAUCACCCCUCACAUUACAGAUAUUAACACCACCACCCACAGCUAUGAGUUACCCUUCUGUGGUUUCAACAAACUCUUUUACAGCGCAACCAAAAAGUCCUUGUAUCUCCCUGCUCCAGCAGUGUCUCCUAAAUCUCCACUAGAGUUUAAACUGGUAUCCAAAAACAUAUCAACACGGGGGACAGUAAGGUUGAGCUUUGAAGCUAAAGGUCCGAGUCUCAUGACUAUGUUCGUCCAGGCUCACAGGGGAUAUACCCUUACAAGUUGGUCAUUUAAAAAUAUCCCAGGAUAUUAUGUAUGGUACACUCGUGGUGUGGAUAAAGGACCGUGGACCUUCUGGAUUGAGGUUGUGAAUUCAGAAUAUUCAGAAUAUUUGGAAGACACCGGCAUGGUCUCCAUCAUGAUUUCAGCCCACUAUUUAUUCGGAGAAGAUCAGCACACUCCUGAGCUCAAUUUGUUUUUGCAGAAUUUUCCGGAUUGGGCUUUUGUGACAUCACGGGUCAGUACUUACCACGUGUACAAGUACUGAGAUUUGAGAAAUGUGAAUCUAGCUCCAAUGACUGCAGUGAGACCCUGUGAAAUGGAUCCAUACCCAUUUUGAAACUACACUGUUGUAUUUCCACAAUCAGUAUAUAUUUCUUCUUGUCCACCACUCUUUUGCUCUUUUUCCUGUAUUGGUGUUUUCUCUCUUACAUCUUCACAUGUAAUGGUUUAAAAAUGAUUAAAUAAUUAUGAUUCUAGAUGUAGAGCCCAAGCUGUAUUCAAAUACACAAGGAGAAAUGGACAAAGGGACAUAAAAGCAGUUGGGUAAACCUCUGUGAAUGACAUAUGGUUGGUAAAAAUGACUUGGCAUAAUUGCCAAAGUGAACUUUGCCUGAAAUUGCAGCUUGUGUUUAUCUGUAUAAGGCUUGUUUAUUAUAACAGUAACAUUUUUUAGGUAUUUUUCUUCUUAAAUUUUGAGUUAUUAUUAAUGACUGGUUCUUUCUUUAUACUGGGGCAUGAUAUUACAAGUUUUCUUACUACAAAGAACACUCAUUUUCUCUCACUGACACAUUAUCAAUUCAGAAAUAAAGUUGGUGGAAAUCAGGAGUAAGAGACCCAUGGACAACCAUCUAAUUGUAAUUUUUUUCAACAAAGAAAGGCCCCAAAAGUUUUCUUACAUAAAAUUGUACAUUUUUUAAUUAUUUCAAACCCCAAAAAGAUUAACUAUUAAAAAUUAUUACAAAAGUUUUUUUUAAAACGUGCACUUUGGACCGUGUGUGUUUAAGAUGCUAUUCUGUUGGAGGAAGAUCUUCUUUCUAUAUAAAUAAAAUAAAUGUUUUGUCUUUACAUUGUUUGGAACAAUCAUUGGAGGACCUGAAACCAGUCACGCUCACUCACUCAUUGUCUAUCCCGCUUAAUCCUGUAUGCAGGGUCAACGGGGGGAAUUAUGCUCACUACAUAAGUUGUCCCAGGAAACUUGGGGCACAAGGCAGGGGUACACACAUACACACUGUGCCAUCCAUUGCAGGGCACACAUACAUACACACACUACAGGCAAUAUGGUAAUGCCAGUUAGCCUAAUUUGCAUGUUUUUGGACCAUGGGAGGUAACCAGAUUUCCCGGAGGAAACCUAUGCCCACAUAUAAAUACACAUACAUGUAUAUAUAAAAUUAGUGUGUAUGUGGUGGUACACACCAAAAAAUUUAUUACACUCUAAAAAACGCUGGUUG